CGGAGCUGCAGAGACUUCAAACCUCCAACAUGAGCCUGGUUCUGGAGAACUACAUCGGUGGGAAGUUCGUGUCCUGCAGCAGGCAUGUGGACUCGUACGAGCCGUCCACUGGAGAGCUGUACUGCAAAGUACCGGACAGUGGAGUCCAAGAGGUGGAGGCAGCAGUGAAGGCAGCUAACGAAGCAUUUCCCGGUUGGUCAGCCACGAGUCCGGCGGAGAGAGCUCGAGCUCUGAAUAAACUGGCUGAUCUGAUCGAGGCUCGUCUGGAGGAAUUCGCCCAGGCUGAAUCUAAAGACCAGGGAAAGACGAUCAGCUUCGCCCGAACCGUGGACAUCCCCCGCGCUGCCUACAACUUCCGAUUCUUCGCCUCAUCGGUCCAGCACCACACCACAGAGUGCAGUGAGAUGGACCACAUGGGGUGUCUGAACUACACCGUGCGCUGCCCUGUCGGCGUGGCCGGCCUGAUCAGUCCGUGGAAUCUGCCGCUCUACCUGCUCACCUGGAAGAUAGCGCCGGCGGUGGCUACAGGGAACACGGUGGUGGCCAAACCCAGUGAGAUGACCUCCGUCACCGCCUGGAUGAUGUGCAAACUUGUGGAGGAGGCUGGUUUUCCUCCCGGUGUUAUAAACGUAGUGUUCGGGACGGGCCCUCGUGCAGGAGACGCCCUGGUCUCUCACCCCGACGUUCCCCUGAUUUCGUUCACGGGCAGCACGGCGACGGCGCGGGUGAUAACCGAGCGCAGCGCCCCCUACUGUAAGAAACUCUCACUGGAGCUAGGAGGUAAAAACCCGGCCAUCGUGUUCGCGGACGCCGAUCUGGAGCAGUGCAUCAGCACCACAGUGCGCUCCAGCUUCUCCAAUCAGGGCGAGAUCUGUCUCUGUACCAGCAGGAUCUUCGUGGAGAGGAGUAUCUACCCACAAUUCCUAGCAAGGUUUGUGGAGGCAGCUCGCCAGUGGAAGACCGGUGUGCCCUCUGACCCGACCAAUCAGAACGGAGCGCUAAUCAGCAAGGAGCAUUUAGAGAAGGUUCGGGGGUUCGUGGCGCUCGCCAGGGCAGAAGGAGCCCAGGUGCAUUGUGGGGAAGGAGUCGAGACCCUCGACCUUCCACUGAAACAUGCAGCUGGGUACUUCAUGCCUCCGACCGUGAUCUCGGGGGUCGGCGACUCCUCGGCCGUGAUGCAGGAGGAGAUAUUCGGCCCCGUCACCUGCGUCACGCCCUUCGAUCACGAAGAGGAAGUGAUAUCACGGGCCAACGGCGUGCGCUACGGCCUGGCCGCCACCGUGUGGUCACGUGACGUGGGUAAGGUCCACCGGGUGGCUCGGAGGCUGCAGGCCGGGUUAGUGUGGACCAACUGUUGGCUCGUCCGGGACUUGAACCUGCCGUUCGGAGGAAUGAAGAACUCGGGGAUCGGUAGAGAGGGAGGGAAAGAUUCCUACCACUUCUUCACCGAGGUUAAAACCAUCACCAUCAAACACUGAGGAGCCGGACACACGCGGUGGGUUCCAGAAAUCUGCUGACCAUCACAGUCAAACACUGAGGAGCCGGACACACACGACGGUGUCCAGAAAUCUGCCGGAACCACCACAGAGCUCCGGCAUGAAACGUUUUGUGCUGAUAAUAAAGAAAUGUUAAGAAAUCA
Molecule: messenger RNA, 1639 nt
Organism: Trichomycterus rosablanca
Lineage: Eukaryota; Metazoa; Chordata; Actinopteri; Siluriformes; Trichomycteridae
Gene: aldh8a1
Product: aldehyde dehydrogenase 8 family, member A1
Exons: 7
Coding region: 30-1478 (482 amino acids)
Biological process (GO): retinoic acid metabolic process
Molecular function (GO): retinal dehydrogenase (NAD+) activity
Source: RefSeq, a predicted model, not a curated record